GGCCUGGCGUUGGGCGAUUAAAAGAAGGCCCAAUUGAAGUAGGGUUUAGGAGGAGUGUAAAAGGAGGGGAGAGGCAGCUCUUUGUGAACCCUCUCAUUUGUUUUAUCCCGCCGCAGCAGCAGCUCGAGCUUGUAAUCAAAGCUUCGCAAACAUGGGUAUUUCUCGUGAUUCCAUGCACAAGAGGCGUGCCACUGGUGGCAAGAAGAAGGCCUGGAGGAAGAAGAGAAAGUAUGAGUUGGGAAGGCAGCCUGCCAACACUAAGUUGUCGAGCAACAAGACUGUUAGGAGGGUACGUGUUCGAGGUGGGAAUGUCAAGUGGCGUGCUUUGAGGUUGGACACUGGAAAUUACUCUUGGGGUAGUGAGGCUGUCACCCGCAAGACUAGGAUUCUGGAUGUUGUUUAUAAUGCAUCCAACAAUGAGCUGGUCAGGACACAAACUUUGGUGAAGAGUGCCAUUGUUCAGGUUGAUGCUGCACCGUUUAAGCAAUGGUAUCUUCAGCACUAUGGUGUUGAAAUUGGCCGCAAGAAGAAAUCUGCUGCUAAGAAAGAAGGAGAGGAGGGCGAGGCUGCUACCGAGGAGGCAAAAAAGAGCAAUCAUGUCGUGAGGAAAAUACAGAGUCGCCAAGAGGAUCGUAAGAUUGACGCCCAUAUUGAAGAGCAGUUUGGAGGUGGUCGUCUAUUAGCUGCAAUCUCAUCACGACCCGGUCAAUGCGGUCGCGCUGAUGGGUACAUUUUGGAAGGCAAGGAGUUGGAGUUCUACAUGAAGAAACUCCAGAGGAAGAAAGGAAAGGGUGCAGCAGCCUAAAUGGAGUUAGAUUGAGAAUGUUUUUGCGUCACUUUCUUUUUUGUAAUUUUCUUUGUAUGGAACCUUGAGAAAUAUUCACCCCGAAGUCUAUUUAAAUGUUGUUUCUCACAA
Daucus carota subsp. sativus is the source of this 916-nucleotide messenger RNA. Its product is annotated as small ribosomal subunit protein eS8. Gene Ontology annotation, biological process: translation; maturation of SSU-rRNA from tricistronic rRNA transcript (SSU-rRNA, 5.8S rRNA, LSU-rRNA). The record is from RefSeq and is a predicted model, not a curated record. Gene Ontology annotation, cellular component: ribosome; cytosolic small ribosomal subunit. Lineage: Eukaryota; Viridiplantae; Streptophyta; Magnoliopsida; Apiales; Apiaceae. Gene Ontology annotation, molecular function: structural constituent of ribosome. Bases 152 to 805 code for a protein of 217 amino acids. The transcript is spliced from 5 exons.